GCCCUGCUGGUCGCCUCCUGGCCGGGGGAGGAGGCGGAGGAGGAGGAGGCGCCGCCUUCGCCGCGCCGCGCGCCUUCGCCGUUGUCUGAGCUCCGCUCUGGACCAGUUUGGGGAAGUUGCCGGGGCCCGGCGUCGCCCAGAUGUGCGACCUCAUUGAGCCGCAGCCGGCCGAGAAGAUCGGCAAGAUGAAGAAGUUGCGGAGAACUUUGUCGGAGAGGUUCAGGCGCAUUGCGUUGAAGAAAGAUGACACCACCUUUGAUGAGAUAUGUGUCACAAAGAUGUCUACACGGAACUGCCAGGGAAUGGACUCAGUGAUCAAGCCCCUGGACACAAUUCCUGAGGAUAAAAAAGUCAGAGUUCAGAGGACACAGAGCACUUUCGACCCAUUUGAGAAGCCAACUAAUCAAGUGAAGAGGGUGCAUUCUGAGAACAAUGCUUGCAUUAACUUUAAGACCUCCUCUGCAGGCAAAGAGUCGCCUAAAGUUAGGCGGCACUCCAGCCCCAGCUCGCCGACAAGCCCCAAAUUUGGAAAAGCUGACUCAUAUGAAAAACUGGAAAAACUAGGGGAAGGAUCUUAUGCUACAGUAUACAAAGGGAAAAGCAAAGUAAAUGGGAAGUUGGUGGCCCUGAAAGUGAUCAGGCUGCAGGAAGAAGAAGGUACACCUUUCACAGCUAUCAGGGAAGCUUCUCUGUUAAAAGGACUAAAACAUGCUAACAUAGUGCUGCUUCAUGACAUCAUCCAUACCAAGGAGACCCUGACGCUUGUAUUUGAAUACGUGCACACUGAUUUAUGUCAAUACAUGGACAAGCAUCCUGGGGGACUCCAUCCAGAAAAUGUGAAGUUGUUUUUAUUUCAGUUGCUGCGAGGGCUGUCUUACAUCCACCAGCGUUAUAUUUUGCACAGAGACCUGAAACCACAGAACCUUCUGAUCAGUGACACGGGGGAGUUAAAGCUGGCAGAUUUCGGUCUUGCAAGAGCAAAAUCUGUCCCUAGUCAUACAUACUCCAAUGAAGUAGUUACUUUGUGGUACAGACCUCCAGAUGUACUCCUGGGAUCAACAGAAUAUUCCACCUGCCUUGACAUGUGGGGAGUCGGCUGCAUCUUUGUUGAAAUGAUCCAAGGAGUUGCUGCUUUUCCAGGAAUGAAAGACAUUCAAGAUCAACUUGAACGAAUAUUUCUGGUUCUUGGAACGCCAAAUGAGGACACAUGGCCUGGAGUUCAUUCUUUACCACAUUUUAAGCCAGAACGCUUUUCUCUGUACAGCUCUAAAAACCUUAGACAAGCAUGGAAUAAGCUCAGCUAUGUGAAUCAUGCAGAGGAUCUGGCCUCCAAGCUCCUACAAUGUUCCCCAAAGAACAGACUAUCGGCACAGGCUGCCUUGAGCCAUGAGUAUUUUAGUGACCUGCCCCCACGGCUAUGGGAACUGACCGAUAUGUCUUCUAUUUUUACCGUCCCAAAUGUGAGAUUGCAACCAGAAGCUGGAGAGAGCAUGCGGGCCUUUGGCAAAAACAAUAGUUAUGGCAAAAGUCUAUCAAACAGCAAGCACUGACAAGCACAGCAUUCUCAGGAGAGCACAGGAUUAAGUUGUCAUCAUUCUAAGAAAGAAAAAAAAAAGACAUUAAUGAAGUGGCCAAUAAUACGAAGGGAAUCACGGAUCAGUUUCCUUUCACUCCCUGUGGUGGAUUUCACUUACAAGAAAAUUGAAGCUGGCAAGACCCUGUUUUCUCUGCAAUUUAUUUAAAACCUUGCACGCAUUUGGAUACCUUGUGAUUUCCAAGAACUAUGUGAAGAUUAAGCUUUGCUUACUGAUACAUGGCAUGUAUUCUUUUCAGUCUUUUGUGUUUGAUUUUGUUUGAUUUCCCUCUGCAGCGCAGCGUCUCUGUAAAGGUUUUUAUGCUUUCACCAGCCAUGUCUUAAAUACAUUAAGACAACACAUUCGGUGUUCACACUUCCUCAGUAACGUCUGUACUUGAAAGCCACAUAGUGGCAUAAAACAAUGUGUGUUUUCUUUGAGAGCAGUGCACAUUUUGCAACCACUAGGAGAGAAAUUUUUCGAUAAAGCAAACCCCUGUUCUGACUGACUCAACAACUUGGUCCCUGACUGUGGGGCCCCACCUGUCGCUUAUCUUUUGAGGACAUUUGCACAUGUGGGUUUUUUUUUCCUUGGAAAUCGCUGUGCAUUUAUAUAGGAUAUUGGAAUCUGCUUAGCAUUUUCAAGUCACAUAGCAUGACAGUUUUCUGAAUUGGUUGGAAGUGAAGAAACAAAAAAUCAAGCAUUAAGAACAAAGACAGGGAUCAAUUGCUUACUUUGCAACCUCUGGAGAUUGAGGUAACUUUUUACAUGUGUCUGGGUCUUGUCAACAUCUUAUUUUUUUCCAUCCACUAUUAUACUUUGUGUUUUGAAACUGGAUAAAAAAAAGCGAGGAGCAGCGUGUUCAAAACUUGGGUGCAAAAUAAUUGUAUUUGCUGGAAGAGCCCCUUGGUUAAUGCUUAAAAAGCAAAUUACAGAUUUUCCAGUGUCAAGAGUUUGCUAUGUUACAACAAGCACCUUGGAAUGACGUGUUUUUAUGUUUUGCUUUUGUUUUUGUUUUUGUUUUCAAAAAAAAAGAAUAAAUAAACAUUCCAAACUGAUUGGAAGACAUCAUUGGGCUCCUUACUUGAAACAGCCUCCUGGAAUAAAUGUUCAAUGCAGGUUUUAGAAGUGACAUAGAACUCUUGCUUAAAAAUGGAAAGGGGGGAAAGAAAGGCCCAGCUUUCCUUGUUGAAGAAGCUGAUGGACCUUGGUGGAUAAAGGCGAAUAGGGGACACAGGGCAAAGUAGACUGAGCAUGUGUUGUGCUUUGUGCAGAAUCCCAGUGACCCUGAGGCCGGGGGCAGUUAGGAAAUGCCAUCUACAGCAUGAAGCCUGGCUCCUCUGGACUUAAGUCCCUAUGGCAAUACCUUCGUAUCCAUUGUUCUACAUUUCCCUGUUCAUCAGAAGGGAGGAGAGACUGAGAGCUGGAAGUGUGCCACACGUUUUUAGGAUCAAGACUAGGAAUUAUGAGCCAGUUUGUUGACAAGGCCUUUUUAAUGAUCAAACCCACUAUACCUAAGAAAUUAGACCCAGAACUCCUCAACUUUAAAAUGACACUGUCUCUGGAGUGCGUUGUGAGUGGAUGUGUCCAGGUCAUAAUCCAUCCUACCUAGAGGUACCAUUUAUUGUAAAUGUCUAAGUGCUAAGCAAGGAAUUCUUUACUAGUUGAUUGUUUUUCAACAGAAUGAUAAGCACCAAGGCUAGAAUGUUUACUAUCUGCUACCUAGAAACCUUUUUCAUACAUUCCAACCCACUGGAAAACUUUAGAGAUACUUUGAUUUAACGUAUACUUAAAUUAGAAUUUCAUAAACUAGGGGGAGAAAACUUGACAUGCAAUUAAAAUGGCUUUGCCUGCGACGUGCUUUGACUCAUUCGUUGGGAGGAGAGGCAUAACUUUUGUAUUUCACUAAGCCUAAAUGAAGAGCAAUCUGAUGAUUAAAUCUUGCUAUUUCAUAAGGUUUCUAAUGUAACAUUUUGAAACUAUGCUAAUAUUGAAAGAUUUCAGUUAGGAAUAUUAGGGUCAUUUGAGAUAUAUGCCCCUGCCAGGCAGCUUUUCUUGGGUAGAGAAACAAUACUACACAGUGGGAGGGAAUCUAUUUUAGCACAGAGACAUACCUCUCAGAGGUUAGAUGGCUUUGAGUUCCCCAUCCUUGCCAUCCUCAAUACAGAAAUCCAAAGUUCUGCUCACUCGCUCUCUCUCCCUGCUCCCUCCCUCCUUCCCUCCCCCUUUCCUCCUUUCCUUUUCCUUCCAGUUCCCUGUCCUGUUUGCAAUCACAUUCUCCUUCCUUUUUCUCCUGCCCUCCCUAAGGGCAGCCAUGGAAAUCAAUGCAGACUGUUCUUUAGCAAAUUUUUUUAUUCUAUCAAGAAAGCACUGGAAUGUUUUGUGAGAUUAUUUUUAUAUGAAGGAGUAGCUUGGAUUAAAGCAGCUGGUAGGAAGAGCACGAAUACCCUAGCACAGUGACUGUAUCAAAAUGACAUCACUGCACACAUAUUAUUCUGAAAGGAGCUUUGGGGCUUGAUUUCCAUUUUCUUAAGGGAAUAGUUUGAUCAACUUAGAAACACAAGAUACAAAGGAUAUGAAAAAUAUGUUUGCAGUGCUCAGAAAAAAAAAAAAAAAAAAGAGGCAAAUGACAGGAGUGGCUGUCCAUCCACUAAUGCAAGGGUGAGAAGCUAUUUCUACCUCCCAAGGGUGAUUAGAAGUUUCCAAGGAAGCCUCCAGGCUUGCAAAGAAAGCAAGACCUCUUGGUAACCUUUCCUAAGUGUGUAUAUGACAGUGUAAUCCAUACCCUAGGUUUUGCAUCUACAUAAGAUACUCAUCUGUGAAUAUUAUUGGUUUUGUAAUCUUUGUUAUAUAAGAGAAUGUUUAGGCUGUACAUACUGGGGUAGAAUUUUGCCUGCCCCCUAUACAUAGGAAUGUGCUACAUUAAUUGCGCAUAACUUCCAUCUCCUUUAUGGCUUAUAGGCAGAGGAAACUGUAUAUGUUAUU
Tupaia belangeri chinensis (Chinese tree shrew) is the source of this 4559-nucleotide messenger RNA. It is a transcript of the gene CDK14, whose product is annotated as cyclin dependent kinase 14. The record is from RefSeq and is a predicted model, not a curated record. The transcript has 16 exons. NCBI's taxonomy places the organism in Eukaryota, Metazoa, Chordata, Mammalia, Scandentia, Tupaiidae. The coding region runs from base 141 to 1550 and encodes 469 amino acids. Gene Ontology annotation, biological process: protein phosphorylation. Gene Ontology annotation, molecular function: ATP binding; cyclin binding; cyclin-dependent protein serine/threonine kinase activity. Gene Ontology annotation, cellular component: cytoplasm; cytosol; nucleus.